Messenger RNA from Plasmopara halstedii, 327 nucleotides. RefSeq lists its product as uncharacterized. The record is from RefSeq and is a predicted model, not a curated record. The transcript has a single exon. Bases 1 to 327 code for a protein of 108 amino acids. NCBI's taxonomy places the organism in Eukaryota, Oomycota, Peronosporomycetes, Peronosporales, Peronosporaceae.
AUGGGAACCAACGGCCAGGCAGUCCAGACAAUGAAUAAGAAGAAAGUCAAGCUUCUUAGUAAGAAACGCGCUGAGAUUCGAAAUCAGAAGAGGGUGGCAGUGAUACAGAAGGGCAAGCGCACAGUAUUGCGUAAGCAUCGACCGUCCAAAAAGAAACAGCAGAAGGACGCCAAGCGUCAUCGUAGUUUCGUUGAUGCCGAAAAGAGUAGACUUUUGAGGAGUGGACUUAUCACGACGGAGGCUAUUGAAAAAUUGGGGGCCGAGGAUUGUAGUGGUGACGAUUAUAAGGGCAACAGCCCCGAUAUCGUUAUGGAGGUAGAAAAUUGA